AUGAAGCGCCGGCCCUCCGCCAGCUGUCAACAACGUCCCAGCACCAGCGCCAGCAACACCAGCAGCACCAUGAUGACGAGCGUAGUGCCGUUGUGUCUAGCCGCCAUCGUCCUCGCGGCAGCUGCACACUCUGCUCAGCUUCCUAGUGAAAAAACUGUUCUGAUGGAUGCGCUCUUCUGCAGAAAGGGGUCUUACGAUCCCACCGAAUCGGCCUGCGUCUUCGGUGCAGUUGCACUACAACCAGACUUCGGGCCAAGACUGCCAAUGCUGCAGCGAGCUAACGCCGCUUUGGUUGCAGCGUGCGGCGUACCGAACCGGCGCCAGCGUAUCGUGGGCGGCAACGUGACGCGCGUCAACGAGUUCCCGUGGGUGGCGGCGCUGAGCCGGCGCGGCAAGUUCUACUGCGGCGGCACGCUCAUCUCCAGGCACCACGUCCUCACCGCCGCGCACUGCGUAGACGGGCUGCGGUCUCAGGACAUCCUGGUGACGCUGGGCGAGCACGACCGCGGCGUGCAGAACGAGAGCGCCAGCCUGGAGCGCGGCGUCGCCGACUGGCAGCGGCACGACAACUUCUCCAUCUUCACCUUCAACCACGACAUCGCGCUCAUCCGCCUCGACAAGCCCGUCGACUUCGGCACCAGCGUGCGCCCGGCCUGUCUCCCCGUAGACAACACGGCGGACUACACGGACCGCGUUGCCAUAGUGACCGGUUGGGGCCGCGUGGAGGAGCGCAAGCCGACGUCGGCGACGCUGCGCAAAGUGGCGGUGCCCAUCAUGUCCAUGGAGAAGUGCCGGCGCGCCGGCUACCCCAGCGAGCGCAUCACCGACAACAUGAUCUGCGCCGGCUACCCGCAGGGCAAGCGCGACGCCUGCCAGGGUGACAGCGGCGGCCCGCUCCAUGUGGACAACAAAAAUGGAAGCAUGGAAGUAAUCGGCAUUGUGUCGUGGGGUCGCGGGUGCGCGCGUCCCAACUACCCGGGCAUCUACACGCGGGUGGCCAACUACCUGCCGUGGCUGCACCAGCGCCUCGCCGGGGACUGCCUCUGCGCGCCUCCAUAGGCGAACCAACUGUCACUGCAUCCACCUGGGACAAGGAGUUCUACUCUCACGUUUGAAGCCACGUCUCGCCUCUUCACCAACUAAUUUAUUCGAGCACAUUAAGCAACUAAAUAAUUAUUUGCAUGUCUUAAUGCAAGUACGCAAAAAUUUUCUCUAAGAGAAAUAUUACACUCACUGUCUU
Molecule: messenger RNA, 1240 nt
Organism: Schistocerca piceifrons (Central American locust)
Lineage: Eukaryota; Metazoa; Arthropoda; Insecta; Orthoptera; Acrididae
Product: trypsin-7-like
Exons: 8
Coding region: 1-1059 (352 amino acids)
Biological process (GO): proteolysis
Molecular function (GO): serine-type endopeptidase activity
Source: RefSeq, a predicted model, not a curated record